Chanos chanos (milkfish) is the source of this 5079-nucleotide messenger RNA. It is a transcript of the gene arap2, whose product is annotated as ArfGAP with RhoGAP domain, ankyrin repeat and PH domain 2. Gene Ontology annotation, biological process: signal transduction; positive regulation of GTPase activity. Gene Ontology annotation, molecular function: GTPase activator activity; protein binding; phosphatidylinositol-3,4,5-trisphosphate binding. The record is from RefSeq and is a predicted model, not a curated record. The coding region runs from base 1 to 5079 and encodes 1692 amino acids. The transcript is spliced from 32 exons. NCBI's taxonomy places the organism in Eukaryota, Metazoa, Chordata, Actinopteri, Gonorynchiformes, Chanidae. Gene Ontology annotation, cellular component: cytoplasm.
AUGUCAUCCUUGCCAGAGCCCAGUCAGGAGAUCUCCAGCUGGCUGUCUAGCAUUCACCUGGGCCAAUACGGUGGCUGCCUUGCCCAGGCAGGUUACCACAGCCUGGAGGACUGUUGGGGUAUGACGGAGGAGAAGCUCUUGGAACUGGGGGACUUCCCUACGGGACAUAGGCGAAGGAUCCUACGCAGCCUGGAGGUGCUUGGGGCAAAGGACCAGUUAUGUGAAGCACACAAAACGGGGGAGGUGAAAAAGAAGCCAGUGCCCAGGCCAAGGAAGGUCUUCCACAAGGACAGGAAGCGAGGGACUUCUAGCCGCUCACAAUCCCAAGGAAAUGGUAAGAGAGACAUUCGGGAUGGGAGACAAACGCUUCCUUCAAGGGCCCUCCAGGGGUCGGAUAGUGCCGAUCAUGCAGAAGAGCAUGUUGCUCAUUGCACGAUGCCCCGCCCAUCUCCCCACCCACGGCCCAGUUUGAAAACUCACAACUUCUCAGGGACGACCUCCACAGGCUCUAGCUCCGCCUCCAUAAACAGCAGCAGCGAGUCAUCGUUGAUCUCCUCCCACUCGGUAGUGUCGGAUGGCGAGGGCUUCCCUGAGGGGCCGGCUCCGUCUUCUCCAAACCACGAGGGGUUAGCGAUAACAGACAGUCUCUCGGAGGAACCCCCUGAUAAUUUCCACGGUGAGAUGGUGGAGAAUGAUAUAUAUGAGAGGUAUGACACUAAGGUUCCAAGAGGGCCCAGGCCAACCCGGUCUUACCGACUACGCCACCGGCCUGUCCCAGAACCCCCCCAACGCUUCACCAUCAUGCCUCAGGACUGGAAUGUGCAUGAAACGAACUCCCCCAAGCAGGUGGCUGGGGUGGAGGGCUCCAGUGGCACCAGCACCGUGCCGAAAGCUCCUCUUGAGAGAAAAUUGUCUCCUAUUUCUCCCUAUGGCGAGAUCUUCCUUUACAACAACCCUGAAAACAAACUGGAUUUAGGUGCAAAGGAAAUGUUCAAGCAAGAUUUGAAGGAGAAGCUGAAACAGAAAAGAUUACGAAAGAAACAGGCCAGGUCAAAGGGAAAGGUGGCUGAUGACAAGACUGAGCAGACAGUUCUGAAGCCCACUUCCACGCAGCUUCCGUAUGACGACGGCUACUCUACAGUGCAGCCUCAUGCACUGAAUGACGCAGAAUCGGCCUAUGAGGUUUCGACAAGCUUGGCCCUGCCCCUUCAGCCCCUCCCUGGCUCCUCACCCGUAUCAACAGUGACUAUCUGCCAGGAUUACUCCGAGCCAGCAGACGCUCUGGGCGACUUUGCUCACCCCACACCGCCUGUCCGCAGCGACUUCUCCAUAUCACCAUAUGCAUGCUUUUAUGGCCCCGCCCACAAGAUGCUCAGAUCCGGUUGGCUGGACAAACUCUCACCUCAGGGAAACUGUGUCUUUCAGAGAAGAUGGGUGAAGCUUGAUGGGGAAAAUCUCACAUACUACAAUAAUGACAAGGAGAUGUACUCUAAGGGGCUGAUUCCAAUCUGGGCUAUGAAGGAGGUGCGAGGAGUAGGGGAGAAUAAGUUGGAGGUGGUCACCUCCCUCAGGACCUUUGUGUUCCGUGCAGAGAAAGAAGGAGAGAGGCAGGAUUGGCUUGGGACACUGCAGACUGCACUUCGUUCUCCGUCCUCCGUUACCCAGAGGCCCUGUAAAAACAGCGUAAACAGACGGGGCUACGCGGAGCUGCGGGGCCAUAAAGGCAGGGUCUACGUGUGUCUCUCAGGAACCACAGUCAGACUGUGCAAAACUGAACAGGACUAUAACGCAGGCCUGGCCAUCACGGUGGUGGAUCUGAUCGCUGCCAGUGUCAAGCAUGUCGACAAGAGAGGCUUUGAGAUCACCACGCCCUUCAAGAGCUUUUGCUUCACGGUGGAGUCGGAGCGAGAGAGGGAGGAGUGGAUGGAGGCGGUGCAGGAAUCGAUCGUGGAAACGUUGUCUGAUUAUGAAGUUGCGGAGAAGAUUUGGUUUAACCAGUCCAACAGGAAGUGUGCGGACUGCAGGGCCGCCCAGCCUGAGUGGGCCUCCAUCAACCUGUGUGUCGUCAUCUGCAAAAAAUGCGCAGGUCAGCAUCGGUUCCUGGGCCCAGGGAUCUCUCAGGUCAGGAGUUUGAAAUUGGACAGCAGUCUGUGGAGUAAUGAGCUGGUGGAGUUGUUUUUGGAGGUUGGGAAUGAGAAUGCCAACAGUUUCUGGGCAGCUAAUCUUCCACCAGAGGAGGAGCUCCAUGCUGGGGCAUCUAUGGAGCAGCGAGCGACCUUUCACCGCAGGAAGUACCGAGAGAGGAAGUACAGAAAGGUCCUGGAAGGUCUUACUAACCAGGAAGAGCUGAACCAGGCACUGUGUGAAGCGGUAGUCACGCCUGAUGUGCUCCGGACUAUGUCUCUGGUGUUCAGUGGAGCAGAUGUUAUGUGUGCGACGGGACACCCUGAACACUCAACUCCAUACCUCCUGGCUCAGAGGGCAGGCCAGAGACUUCAGAUGGAGUUUCUCUACCACAACAAGCUCUCAGAUUUCUCCAAGCUGGAGGUGGCUUGUGACAGUCGUUUUCCAGCUGAUAUUCCCUCGUUCAUGGAUGGAUUUCUCUACUGCUCCGUCGGCUCAUCCAAAGCCACACCCGACAAGAAAGGAAGAGACGACAUGGUUCGGCGUUGGUGCACCCUGGAGGGGGGGUUCCUCAGUUACUAUGAGAGUGAGAGAAACGCCACGGCAACCGGUCGUGUAGACAUCCGUGAGGUUGUGAGCCUGGCCAUGAGCAACACAGAGACAGUUACUGCAGCCGGGGCAGUGUUCACCUUUGAGAUGUAUCUCCACUCAGAGAGAGUGCUGUUUUUUGGAGCGGAGACAGCUGACACACACAGGGACUGGGCUCAUGCUAUUGCCAAGUGUUUCAUCCCUGAUAAAGCAGAGGCCCUUCUGAGGCGAGACUGUGAGCUGAUUGGCUGGCUGUACUACAAGGAAGGUCAUGAUUUGUACCAUUGGAGGAUAGGCUGGUUUGCUCUGGUGGGCUCAGAACUGCUCUUCUGCUCCGGAGAGGAGGACACAGCUGAGGGAGAACUGCAGCUGAAACGCCUGCAGGAGCUUACCGUUUCCACGCAGGUGGAAGGAGAAGAGAGGAUCCAGGUCUUGCUUAUGGUGGAGAGUGGAAGAACUGUUUAUAUUCAUGGUGUCAACAAGCAACAUUUUGCACUCUGGCAUUCUGCGAUCCAGUUGGCUGCAGGGACAGACGGCAGGGCACUGGCCAACCAGCAGCUCAGUAAAAACAACAUCCCAAUCAUCAUAGACAGCUGCAUAGCUUUUGUCACCCAAUACGGGCUCAACAGUCCAGGGAUCUACCAGAAGAACGGCGACCCGAUCCGCGUAGCCCAGCUCCUGGACGACUUCAGAAAAGAUGCUCGAAGCGUGAAGCUCCGAGUUCAGGAGCACAUGCUGGAAGACGUGACCGAAACGCUGAAAAGCUUCCUGUCCCAGUGUGACGACGCCCUACUGGCCAAGGAGCUCUAUCCUUACUGGGUCUCAGCACUAGAUGACAAGAAUGAGAAUAACAGAGUGGAGAGAUACUCUACUCUCAUCCAGAGUCUGCCCAAAAUCAAUAGGUCAAGUCUGGAAGCACUCCUGCAGCACCUCUUCAGGAUCCAGAGCUGCUCCAGUGCCAACCAGAUGAACACACACAACCUGGCGUGUGUGCUCUCUCCAUGUCUGUUUCAGACGGAGGGUCACAGUGCUCAGGAGGUCCGUGUGGUAGAGGAUCUCAUCAACAACUACAUCCAGGUCUUCUCUGUGAAAGAAGAGCAAGUCAGGCAAAUGGAGAGAGAAAACUGUUUUAUUACGAAGUGGAAGCACACCGCUUUCUCUCAGGCUGGAGACCUGAUCUUUGAAGUGUAUUUAGAAAAAAAGGAACCAGAAAACUGCUGCUUGAUCAAGGUGUCUCCCACCAUGCACUCUGAUGAGUUGGUUGACUGCACUCUGGAGAAGAAGAGUGUGAAGUCUGAUGCUCCGUCACUGUGGACCACGUAUGAGGUCAUAGAGAACGGAGAGCUGGAACGUCCUUUACACUACAAAGAGAAGGUUCUGGAACAGGUCCUGGAGUGGAGUGUGCUGGAUGAUCCUGGUUCUGCUCACCUGAUCAUUAAACAGUAUACCGGACCCAGACCAAGUGAUUCCCACUCAGAAAAUCUUAAGACCUUUAUGAAAGGUGAACACCUGAAAUUUAAAGAUGACUCCUCCAAAUUGCUCUCCGCUCACAAAUUCCAGGACCGAUACCUCGUUCUACAAGACAACAAACUGCUGCUCUAUAAAGAUGUGAAAAACACCAAACCAGAGAAAGAGAUCUCUUUGGGACUGGUGAAGUGUUACCUUGGCGUGAAAAAGAAGCUGAAACCAACAACCAGUUGGGGUUUCACUAUUUACACAAAAAAACAGCAAUGGUAUUUUUGCUGUGAAGGAAAGGAAUCGCAGCUUGACUGGGUGAUGUCCAUCAUCAGAGUCAAGAAUGGCGGGGACCUGUGGCCCAAAAACAAAGGCACAUCUCAGCGGGGCAGCAGAGAUAGAGCGGCUUUGUACAAAGGACCUCUGGGUGACAAAACCCAACACAACAAACAGUCUUACAGAAAGUCUGACCAGGGCAAGAGUUCCCAGCCAGUCAGGCCGAAGAGAGAAGGCGAGAGCAGCCACCAAAACAAACCCAAACCAACCUCCAACAUCUCCUCAAACCCAAAACAGGAGAAAGAGGAUUCCCAUCCCAGACUCAAAACAGCUUCUUCCAAUGGAAGAAACCAACUCAGUUUACCCAUCAGUGGCCGAACCAAACCUGACUUGAGUAGCAGAAUUGUUUCCAGUGGAGGAAUCCGGACGGAUUUAAGACCGGAAAAAUCUGACUCAAAUUACAACUCGGAGGCUAGACGGACACCUUCUCCCCUUCCAGACAAGGGGUCUGUCACCAAAGGAAUGCAGAGGAAACCCAUGCUGGGGUGUGGGGGAGCACAGAUGCCCCAAAACCUGCUCAACGAACUGAACUCAGUACUCAGCAAGACAAGACAGCCCCCCCAGAAAGAGAGCUGA